UUAAAAUCUAAACCUGUAUGUUUUCAGAAGAUUUCUUCGAUAUACCUCUUUUCCAACCCGAUCAAAACUCCUCAGAUCUGCAAUUGGAUGAAAAGAAUCGUAAAACUAUUAACAAAAUAAGAUCGCAAGAAUACCGCAAAAGAAGGAAACAAUACAUCCAAAACUUAGAGCAAAAGAACAAGCUUCUUCAGGAAGAGAAUACACUUCUGAAGCAAGAGAUUCAAUCUCUGAAAGCUAAUGCCAGAGAUUCAUCUGGACACUCCUCUUCAAAAUCAGAUUGGAAGAGUAAAGUGGAUCUUAGUGAAAACUUUGCCUUCUAUCAGCUGCCAACAAUGGUCAAGAAGAACAAGGAGAGUGUUAGAUUUAGCCAACUCGCAAUGGCAGCUUUUGAUGCCUGCAACUGGAACCCAAAUAGGAUUCAGGUUAUCAAAAAUUCUUUCAAUGAUAUCAUCAACUAUAUCAUUGCUAAAGAUGCAAAAUGCCUUGUUUCUGCCUUUAAAAAUAUGAAGCCAAGUGAGUAUCUUAAAAAAGUUAAUAAUAAAAGAUCCUACAAAGCAAGGUAUAAAGAGCUAAUGGAUCAGUCUCCACGUGAAAUACUCCUGAACCAGAAGCUAUCUGACCCCUUGACCACUUACCUUAACAACUAUGGUUCUGACUUCUUCAAGAAUUUAAAAGACUGUGGGAGGCUCGUUUAAGAAGUUAAUAAAAAUCAGAAACGAAAUUAUCAGCAACUCUCUUAAAAGGGAGCAGAUUCUUGUCGAUUCAAACCUAGUAGAGAGCUUCACAAAGUCCGACUACAUCAAACUCUGUGAACUAGUUGUGAAAUUAGAUGGCAGCAAGUACCUGAGUCCUCAUUACUUAUGGGACAUCCCCUGCAGAAACAAGGAGUCUAAGGAAUACCCAAGCUAUUACUUAUCAGAAUAACCUAUGACGUGAUUUUUAUAAAUUUCA
Moneuplotes crassus is the source of this 951-nucleotide messenger RNA. The record is from the annotation of a GenBank genome assembly. Lineage: Eukaryota; Ciliophora; Spirotrichea; Euplotida; Euplotidae.